Siniperca chuatsi (mandarin fish) is the source of this 1536-nucleotide messenger RNA. RefSeq names its product myosin light chain, phosphorylatable, fast skeletal muscle b (gene mylpfb). The transcript has 6 exons. The record is from RefSeq and is a predicted model, not a curated record. Gene Ontology annotation, biological process: skeletal muscle tissue development. Bases 153 to 665 code for a protein of 170 amino acids. NCBI's taxonomy places the organism in Eukaryota, Metazoa, Chordata, Actinopteri, Centrarchiformes, Sinipercidae. Gene Ontology annotation, cellular component: cytoplasm. Gene Ontology annotation, molecular function: calcium ion binding.
CUGUUUUCCUGCCAAACCUGAUGGUGUGGCUAAAGUUAGCCCCCUGUGGGCUAGUAUAUAAGGCCCCAAGGGUCUAAUACUUACAUGUCAGUCACAUCGGCUUUGGCGUAGGCUUCUCUUCUUGACCAACAACAACCCCACAAACUUGAGAGAUGGCACCCAAGAAGGCCAAGAGGAGGCAGCAGCAGGGUGAGGGUGGAUCCUCCAACGUGUUCUCCAUGUUUGAGCAGAGCCAGAUUCAGGAGUACAAAGAGGCUUUCACAAUCAUCGACCAGAACAGAGAUGGCAUCAUCAGCAAGGACGACCUCAGGGACGUGCUGGCCACCAUGGGCCAACUGAAUGUGAAGAAUGAGGAGCUGGAGGCCAUGGUGAAGGAGGCCAGCGGCCCCAUCAACUUCACUGUCUUCCUGACCAUGUUCGGCGAGAAGCUGAAGGGUGCUGAUCCCGAGGACGUUAUCGUGAGCGCUUUCAAGGUCCUGGACCCUGAGGGCACUGGCGCCAUCAAGAAGGAAUUCCUUGAAGAGCUCCUGACCACCCAGUGCGACAGGUUCACCGCUGAGGAGAUGACCAACCUGUGGGCUGCUUUCCCCCCUGAUGUGGCUGGCAAUGUGGACUACAAGAACAUCUGCUACGUCAUCACACACGGAGAGGAGAAGGAGGAGUAAAUCCCCCUCUCUCAAGAUCUCUACCUCCAUACAAACCCAUGCUCGCUGCACCAUCUACUCACUCCCCCUUCUCCAACGCCGUGCCUACCUUGCACACGUUCGCGCCCCGGCCCGCUCUUUCCACUUGCCAGCUCACUACGAAAAGACUUGUCUCUUUUAUCGAGAUACUCAGUGAGAGGACUGAAGGCUGUGGGGGUGUUUGUGUGUGAGUACCAACAGAGGAACAUGGGAUUAUUUUCAAUAAAAAUAAUCUUGUGGCACUGAAACACUCUCUCCAUCUCUGUCCCUACCUCUUGCUCCUCUUCCUUUUCCUCCCAUCACUCAUUCUGUCCUCCUGUGUUGAGGCCAACAGUGCAUGCAUCAUACCUACAUAUUGCGUGAAUGCAUAUGCAGUCCAGUGUAUACAGCAAUCAGUCAAAUAUGUCUCUUGGGUGCUGUGGUGCAAGCACAGUCACUUGCUUGAAACAAGUAAACAGUCUGACCCAAGUGGUCUGUUAGUCUCAACCUGACACAGAGUGUUUAAUGGAUUUGUCCCUUUGUUUGUAUUAGGGAGGAGUGCACAGUAAAAGAGUGGGAGUACUGUACUAUAAUAGUUUGCCUACCCGUCUCUUUUUCUUCCUCUCUAAUACACAGGUACGAGAGGAAAAGUUGCAGUGAAAAAUAGGAAAGCAUGAUUUUUUUCUUUAAAAUCUUGUAAAUAGAGAAAGAGAUGGUGAAAGAUGGUGAGUGGGAGGCAGGGAUGAAAUAAACAAAAGUAAAACAUCUUUGUUUUUGACUCUUCUUCCUCUUUCUCAACGCUGUUUCUCUCCUGUUGUUGUGACUGUGUCUGUAACUAAUAAAGAAGUACAAAUAAAAUCCACUAUCUUUCGUA